Chelmon rostratus (copperband butterflyfish) is the source of this 2254-nucleotide messenger RNA. Its product is annotated as ABI gene family member 3-like. Gene Ontology annotation, molecular function: SH3 domain binding. NCBI's taxonomy places the organism in Eukaryota, Metazoa, Chordata, Actinopteri, Chaetodontiformes, Chaetodontidae. Gene Ontology annotation, cellular component: lamellipodium. The record is from RefSeq and is a predicted model, not a curated record. The transcript is spliced from 12 exons. The coding region runs from base 177 to 1781 and encodes 534 amino acids.
AUGAACCUGCAGUUGAUGUUUGACGGGAAUCAAAUCGACAGCUGAGACAGACAGAGGACAGACAGGCGGAGGACAGACAGACAGACAGACAGACAGACAGACAGACAUCAUCAGUGUUUCAACUUUAUCAGCUUGGACUUUUUCGUGCGGUUUGUUUCUUCUUUGCAGCCUCAGUGAUGAAGGAGGAGAAUUUCAAAGAGGAGGUGAUGAAGAUCAUGGAGGAAGCACCGAAUGCCAGAAAAGCUCUGCUGGAAAACUAUGACAACCUGCUGAACGUGGCCAAUUACUGCUACAACAACUACAUACAGUCAGGUGAUGGCAGCAUGAAGGCACUGGAGGAAACUAAGAACUUCACCACCCAAUCACUGGCCAGCGUCGCAUACCAGAUCAGCACUCUGGCCAGUAGCGUGCUGACUCUGCUCGAUGCUCAAACCAGUCAGCUCCAUCACAUGGAGUCUUCCAUCAACCUUAUUGGUCAGACGGUGGAGAUGCACAAAGAGAAAGUUUCUCGGAGAGAAAUUGGCGUCUUCACAGCGGUGAGACGAGUCCCGCGCGGCCACAAGAUCGUCCCUCCUCCUCAACCUCCUGCCGGUACACAGCCCCGCCCACCGUACAACCGGCGACCAAUCAACUACCAGCAGCUGGACGGUCUGGGCCACGGCGUAAAGGUCCCUGGGAAACAGACGGACCGAACCGGAACGAUCCGUAAACUUGGAGCCUCCAUCAGAUCCACCAAACCUCCAGAGGCGGUCCAGUGCCCAGUGGCGCCCCCUGUCAGCAGCUCUAGUUUUGGGAAGCCUGUAGCUCCACCCACCAUCCCCACCACCUGUCACGCUCCACCUGAGUGUGACAUCAUCACCACUCUGUUGGAUGACACCCCGCCACCUCCUCUUCCUCCUCCAACAGCAAAUGAAAUACCGGCUCUGGAUGAUGAGGUCACCGACACCUCGACCCUGCCUUCUCCACCUCCUCCUCCUCACUCAUCAGGAGAAAUGGUGGCGCCGCCCCCUCCACCCCCACCUCCUCCACCCCCUGCUUCAGAAGCUCUGACCAAUCCCAGUGCUUCGCCGCCAGCUCCGCCCCUCAGCCUUGAGACAGUGGUGGAGGAGAGCAGCUUCCCCCCUCCCUCACCUCCUCCUCCCCCUCCUCCCUCUGAUGAUGACGGCUUCCCUCCGCUGCCCAAUGACGGCUCAGAACUGGCAGCCCCGCCCCCUCCACCUCCACCCAGCCAGGAAAUAGAGGUGACCCUCCCUUCCAGGAGGAGUCGACGCCGUUGCUCACCCCCCGCCACUCGCUCUCUGUCUCUGAGGGUCCGCUGUGGCCCCGCCUCCCGCUGCUGCUACACGCGCUCGCUCUUCCUGCCUGCUGUCCAAUCAUUGAUGAUCCCCCCUCCUCCCCCUUACCCUCCCCCCCAUGCUCCUACCCUCCCCUCUUCCUCUUCCUCUUCCUCACCUCGGCUCUGUUUACCUGCUCGCCUCGAACACCUCGAUCUGGAGAUCCCAGCCCCACCCCCUCUUUUCCUAUUGGACACUGAGGGUGGUUUUGAUGACAUCGUGCCACCCCUCCCUCCACCAGUGGACUAUGACACCAGUGCCCCCCCACAGUACCUGGAGAAAGUGGUGGCGCUCUACAACUAUGAGGCCUCGAAGCCCGACGACCUGUCGCUCACUGAAGGUGACAUCAUCUACCUGACACAUCGCCAUGAUGACGGCUGGUGUGAGGGGGUGCUCAACAGCAACAGAGGCUUCUUCCCCAAAAACUACGUCCAAUCGUGUGGCUAGACUGAAGCCCCGCCCCGUCUCUGAGGCCCUGCAGUGUGUGUGUCUGUUUGUUUAGUGUUGCCAUGGAGAUUCGACAAGUGUUACUGUCAGAGUUAUUGGCUCUCUCUGCUGCCCCACAGAGGUAAAACACAGUAACUACAAGUUCAGUCAAACGUACACAGUCAAAAACUGAAAAUAAGAUCCCAUUAGAGCUGAAAUGAUCAGUCGAUGUCAAUGACUCUGAUCGAUCGAUUAAUGCUGUGAGUCUGCUGUGAGAAACAUUCGUUUCAAUAUCGUCAAGUUUUCUUUGUUUUUUGUGAUUUGACUUCUGGACUUUUGUUUCAAAGAAUCAAAGAGUUUAAAUUUGUCAACUUGGGCUCUGGAAAAAAUGUAUAAUCAGCAGAUCAUUUGAUAAUACAAAUAAUCAUUAGUCCCACUUCACUGCUGAUGAAUUUAUUACAUGAAUUGAAAAUAUAAAUCAGCCUUUUACUGAA